CACCGCCACUUCCGGCGGCGCGGGUCGCUGCAGGAGGCGGUGGGGUUGGCGGACGGGCUCGGAGUGGCGGCGGCUGGCGGAGGAGGGCGGCUUGCCCUUACUGCCGUGGCCCUCCUCCCCCGUCACACAGCUUUCAGACAGAGGAGAGCAGAAGCAAGACAAGAAGAGCAACGAAUGCAGCCAACUAGGAGUCAUGGAUCUGAAAUUCACUUCAUCAAGAAAAUACAUUUCCAUCAGUGUACCUUCCAAAUCUCAAGCGAUGUCUCCCCAUAUCAAAUCAGUAGAUGAUGUUGUCGUUCUUGGCAUGAAUCUCAGCAAAUUUAACAAACCUACUCAGUUCUUCAUCUGUGUUUCUGGAGUUUUCAUGUUUUAUCUAAUCUAUGGAUAUUUGCAGGAAUUGAUAUUUUCAGUGGAAGGUUUUAAACCUUUUGGUUGGUACCUCACUUUAGUGCAAUUUGGAUUUUAUUCCCUUUUUGGACUAAUAGAGCUGCAGUUAAUUCAGGACAAAAGGAGAAGAAUUCCUGGCAAAACCUACAUGAUAAUAGCCUUUUUAACAGUGGGAACUAUGGGUUUGUCAAAUACUUCCUUAGGAUAUCUGAAUUACCCCACUCAAGUCAUCUUCAAGUGCUGUAAGCUGAUCCCAGUUAUGAUAGGUGGGGUUUUUAUACAAGGAAAACGUUAUAACAUUGCAGAUGUGUCUGCUGCCCUCUGUAUGAGUCUUGGAUUAAUAUGGUUUACUUUAGCUGACAGCACUGUUGCACCAAACUUCAACUUGACAGGUGUGGUCCUAAUAUCCCUUGCCCUCUGUGCGGAUGCAGUGAUAGGAAAUGUGCAGGAGAAGGCUAUGAAGUUGCACAACGGUUCUAAUUCAGAAAUGGUUUUGUAUUCCUAUUCAAUAGGGUUUGUGUAUAUUUUAUUUGGAUUAACAUGCACUAGUGGAUUAAGCCCUGCAGUAACAUUUUGCUCAGAGCAUCCAGUUCAGACUUAUGGUUAUGCAUUCCUCUUCUCUCUGACUGGGUAUUUUGGUAUAUCCUUUGUUCUAGCUUUGAUCAAAAUAUUUGGUGCUCUGCUGGCUGUAACAGUUACCACAGGAAGAAAGGCAAUGACCAUUGUGCUUUCUUUCUUCUUCUUUGCAAAGCCAUUCACGUUACAGUACGUGUGGUCAGGCUUGCUGGUGGUCCUUGGUAUAUUUCUUAAUGUUUACAGUAAGAACAUGGAUAAAAUCAAACUGCCUUCACUGCAUGGUCUUUGGGAAAGAAGCGUCGAAGAGCGAAAAACAAGGACGUUGUCACAAACUGUGUAGAGAGCAGUUUAUGCCUUGUCUGGACUGUGACCUAGAAUCUUAUUUGGAACAGCCUUCGACUGAUUCACAUUUUCCAAAGGGAACAUUGUCAAAACCAAAGGAGCUGAAGGCAUGUCACCCCAUUGCAGAUUGCUACAAGUGCACAUUUCUGUGAGCCCUUUCUUCAGAGCACUUGAAUUCAUCGCUAAAGGUGGUGUAGGCCACUGUUAGGUGGCCUUAGGAGACAAUGAAGGACUGCAGCUCCUGGCAAGCUGCUGAGAAGCUGCACGCCAAGUGGGACACUGUAGAAGACUAAUUUGGGCAUUUUGAUAAUAUUGGCCGUGUGGCUGAUCUGAGGUUAGUGGUUCUUUGGUAAUUGUCUAGGAGGGGUAAUUUCCUUGUGAUACUGUAUCCACAUUUAACGGCACCUAAUCAGCAAGCGGUUGAUUGACCAAAUGGCCAUUUUAAAGGUGAAAGGUUUGUAGUAUGGUGUGUUGUCACUCUUUUUAAUUUUAAAUAAAAGUGUUGCUUUGUUAUUUUUAAGUUAUUGAUCAGAGCGUUGCAGAACUUGGUAUGUGUUGUAGUCCUUGACAUUUUUUGUGGAGAUCUUUGAGUGUUACUCUUCAGUUAUUGCUUGCAAGUAACAAAAAUGAGAUGGGGUUUGUGCUGUUAACACCCCUGCUCUUUCAAGGUGGGAAUGGUCUUUUAGCACUGAACAGGGUGAGAGCACAGAAUGAAAGGGGAAUGGUGGGACAAGAGGUUAUUUGCUUAUUCUGUGAUGAAAUACAGAAUUCUGCUGCCUCUCCAUAUCAUGGUAAAUAGAUGUGGAAGGCUUCUGCUCAGCUGUCAUUGAAUCAAAACUCUUCAGUAUCUGAGUAAAGAACAACAGCAUCUGCUGA
This is a messenger RNA of Pogoniulus pusillus (Red-fronted tinkerbird), 2181 nucleotides long. It is a transcript of the gene SLC35B3, whose product is annotated as solute carrier family 35 member B3. The record is from RefSeq and is a predicted model, not a curated record. Gene Ontology annotation, molecular function: 3'-phosphoadenosine 5'-phosphosulfate transmembrane transporter activity. Lineage: Eukaryota; Metazoa; Chordata; Aves; Piciformes; Lybiidae. The transcript has 10 exons. Gene Ontology annotation, cellular component: endoplasmic reticulum membrane; Golgi membrane. Bases 194 to 1303 code for a protein of 369 amino acids. Gene Ontology annotation, biological process: transmembrane transport.